This is a messenger RNA of Pungitius pungitius (ninespine stickleback), 671 nucleotides long. RefSeq names its product guanine nucleotide binding protein (G protein), gamma 10 (gene gng10). Lineage: Eukaryota; Metazoa; Chordata; Actinopteri; Perciformes; Gasterosteidae. The record is from RefSeq and is a predicted model, not a curated record. Gene Ontology annotation, biological process: G protein-coupled receptor signaling pathway. Gene Ontology annotation, cellular component: heterotrimeric G-protein complex. The transcript has 3 exons. Gene Ontology annotation, molecular function: G-protein beta-subunit binding. Bases 338 to 544 code for a protein of 68 amino acids.
CUCUCUCUCUCUAUUUUCUCCUUUUCUCCACCUCCUUUGUCACUCCUUUAACUGAACUCCCUCUCCUUCCCCGUCCUCCUUAUCCAGCUCUCCUUACUCAAUAAAACAGCCGUAUAGAACAAGAGGAAUAUGUCUAAAUUCUUGAAUGAGUGUAUCAGGGCCAGCGUUUUUCUCCACCUCUCCUCCUGAGGUGGACUGAGGUCAUUUGGAAAGAGAGCCGGCCAGUCUUUCUCCUCGAGCGUUUCGCUUAGUGCACUUUGCUCCUGUGUUGAAAGACCGAAGGGGACUUAUUUUCUUUACCAGGAAUUCUCCUUUCCCCAGAACUAUUACCUCCAACAUGACCUCCAAUUCCAAUUUAAGCAACAUGCGUCGGCUGGUAGAACAACUGAAGCUCGAGGCCAGCGUGGAGAGAAUAAAGGUGUCCCAGGCGGCUGCAGAGCUCCAGCAGUACUGUCUGCAGCACGCAGGCCGGGACGCGCUGCUGGUGGGCGUCCCCGCGGGCAGCAACCCCUUCAGGGAGCCACGCUCCUGUGCCGUAGUGUGACGAGGAAGUGGACACAAACUGUGGGGCCUGACUCACGGAUGAAAACAAUCUCAUUCAUACAGAUAUUUUAGGAAAAGCGCCCAAAAGAUGUUAGAUAUUCUUCAAAUAAACGUCUUGUUCAACGACA